AUGGACAUCAUCCAGGACGACUUUUCCUCCCUCGACCUUCACGAACCACUAUCGCCAUCUCAUUCCGGCCAACUAAUCAAUAACGACAGAUUAGCCCGCAUCAUGGAAAUCCGACGCCUCGAAAGCCCAGAUAUCAACCCCCCAAGGUACCACGACCCAUCAACACCACCCUCCUCACCACCACAGCCAUCUUCCAUCUCAUCAUCCCCCGGAACACUCGGAUCACCACCCAGACCACCACAAUCCCCCCCUCAAUUCCCCCAAUUCUCCCUCUUCCCAGGUGAACUCCAAAACCUAAUCUGGGACCACGCCGCCCAGCUCCUCUCUUCCCCAACCUCGACCCCAGGAAUCCACUUCCUCCUCCAACCCCCCCUCUUAAGCCCCAACACGCCCCCUCUCAUCCGCCCGGCCCCCUUCCAGCUUUCUACUCCAUGGCUCACCAACGACCUCGACCUCAUCCCAACCAGAGACUCCUUCUGUCUCAACCUCGCAAACCUCCUCCUCACCUGCCGCGCCUCUCGCGCCGCCAUUCUCCGCAACAACGCCUCUUUCCCAUUCGCCCACAACAGAACUAUCCUAAGGUCUCUCUCCCAAAAGGGGUAUCCAAUGUUGUGCGCCCCAAAGUCGGUCGACUUGUCCCUCGACCUCCACCGAGAUUUGGUGUCACUGACCUCGGCCAAUGGCACCUGUGACGAAGUGAGGAGGAUGCUCGAUUUCACCGACGGUAACCACUUCAUGUUUUCGGCGGCGAGGAAAUUUGCGGUGAGGUAUGGGUUAGGCUGGGAACUGCCGACUCCGGGCCCGUUUCAGCACGACAGACGGUGUCCGACGGGGUGGAUGGGGAUGAGGGGGGGUGGGAGGCCGGGGUUUUGCUCGAGGUGUGUGGGGAGGUUGGUCGAGCGGUUCAGGAGGUUGGAGGAGGUUUGGGUUUUGGUUGAUUUGCCUGAGAAGGGGUGGAAAAGGGUUGAUGGCGGGUGGGGGAGGAAAAAGGAGUUUGAGGGGUGGGAUAGGCGGUGGUUUGCUGUUGAGGGGGUGGGCGUUGUGGGGGAGGAGGGGAAUGGGAAUGGGGGGGUAGUGGAGGAGGGGUUGGAGGUGCUGGAGAGGGUGAAGAGUAAUUUGAAAGAUCCGAGGUAUUAUCAUAUGCCGUGGGUGAGCGAGUUGAAGUUUGGGUUGUUGGGGUGGGAGAAGUCGACAUGAUGAGUGGUUGAAGGGAACUACAAAAGGUUACAUGGCCAUGCGAUACGAGAGUGUUGGUUGCAGUGGACUAUGAUCCGCCUUGCACAAGGUGUUGGACAUCAUAUGAAUAUCUUGAGCAAGGAAGACACCCGGGUAACAGAACACAUGGAUUGGAUAUCGAUCAUGUCUUUUGGCUAAAGUGGUAGGUUCAGUGCGAUGAAGCUUGGACAUCCAUGCUUGCAGAUCUUGGAGAGAACUGUGUCGAGAGUAGGUAGUGUACAUUUCGGUACGAAGCGGCAUACAUAGACAGUACAAGCAUACUCAAGUGAUAGUGAUUAUAGGGACAUGCAUGAGAGCCUCAUGGUUUAUGAAGAUAGGAUAGGCAAAGGCUCGUCGGCGCGACACUCCGACAAUUCCACCAACUUCACGAUGGCAUUGCUGGAGUUGACAAUGUUGGAGGCUCCCAUGACGUCUCGGGCCUGUCUCACAACCCAGGGGCAGCUUGUUUGAUCAGACCCGAUCGGCUCUAGCGCAUCGCCUGAGUGG
Podospora pseudopauciseta is the source of this 1722-nucleotide messenger RNA. RefSeq lists its product as uncharacterized. The transcript is spliced from 3 exons. The record is from RefSeq and is a predicted model, not a curated record. The coding region runs from base 1 to 1197 and encodes 398 amino acids. Lineage: Eukaryota; Fungi; Ascomycota; Sordariomycetes; Sordariales; Podosporaceae.